Messenger RNA from Entrophospora candida, 476 nucleotides. The record is from the annotation of a GenBank genome assembly. NCBI's taxonomy places the organism in Eukaryota, Fungi, Glomeromycota, Glomeromycetes, Entrophosporales, Entrophosporaceae.
AACUUGGUGUUGAAAUUCCUAAAUUAAAUAUUUUGAAUGCAACUAAUUGGACUGCACAAUCUUGGGGUAUUCUACCUAAUGAGGGAAUGAUUGAAGAAAAUGAUGAAGAAAUUUUCGAAGGAGGACCAGAUGAAUUAGAAUAUGAAGAAAAUGCAAUCCAAACACUUAUUAAUCAAAUGAAUGUUAAUGAUAUCACCACAGCAAGCAACUAUAUCAACAUUGACUCUAGAAUAGAGAUCUCCAAAAUGAUUGAGAUAAUUGCUGCAGUACAAGAGGUACCAGGAGAAGAAGAAGAAACCAUGAAUACACCACCAAUACCAUAUACAGUUGCUUUGGAUAGUAUUCAAAAUCUAUUUAACUAUUUUCAACAAAAUUCUGGUAUAAAAAUAAAUAGCUCAACAAUAUCAGGAUCGAGAGACCUACAACAUCAAAUUAUAAGGAAACAAAAUGCUUCUCUAAAGCAAGCCACCUUAUAA